Messenger RNA from Prorocentrum cordatum, 1374 nucleotides. NCBI's taxonomy places the organism in Eukaryota, Dinophyceae, Prorocentrales, Prorocentraceae. The record is from the annotation of a GenBank genome assembly.
AUGGAGGCGGUCAGCGCCCCCGAGAUGCAGGCCCUGCACCUGGCGGCCGAGAGGCAGCACGGGUACUGCCCCGCCGCCGCCGCAGCGCACGGCGCGGAGUUCGUGGCGGAGGCCGACGGCGUGCGCCUGGUCCCAGCCUUUGGGCCGGAGCUGGAGAGGCUCGCGGCGGCCGAGGAGGCCGAGCUCGGCGUGCCCUUCGCCGAGCGCCGGGGCGAGGGGGCCCUCCAGCUCACCGACGAGGCCCUGCUGCUUGCAGGUGAUCGCGCGCUCAAGAGGGCCCCAGGGAUGAGGGCAGAGGAGUGGGUGUCGGUGGCUGCGCGCGUGGAGGGGACAGUAGGUGCCCUGAACGCGCACAUGCACGAGGCAACCACGCGAGGUGGCGUGGCCGAAGCGGUACAGCUCUUGGACGACAUGCGUAGCAGGGCUGCGCAGCCUGACGUCGUGACGUACACCACGCUGGUGAAGGGGCACGUCCGCAAGGGAACCGCCGCCUCCGCGCGAAGCGCGGAGGCACUGAUGGAGCAGGCGCUUGCGGAGGGAGUGCGUGUCGAUGUCAUGGCUUGCAGCGCAUUGCUCGAGGUCUUCGCGAAGGCGGGCGACUGCGAUGGGGUGCGGCGCUGGGUCGGCAAGAUGAGCCAGCUGCGGGUGCCGCCAGACGGACGGUGUUAUGCUUUGGCGGUGCAGGCUUACGCUCAGGCAGGGCAGCUGGACGAGGCCGAGCAGUGGCUGGAGCGCGCAGACCGCGAGCGCGUCAGCGGGCUCAAGCCGCACAUUGCGCUGCUGGGCGUGCACUCGCAGAGCGGCGACGCGGAGGCGGCCGAGCGGAUCUUCCGCCGCAUGCUGAGCAGGGGCCUCAGCCCAGACACUCAGUGCUAUAACCUGGUGCUCGACGCCUGCUCUCGCGGCGGCAGGCCCGACCGUGCCGAGCACUGGCUGUCGGAGCUGGAGGCAGGCCCGGGCCCGGACGUCUGCAGCUUCAACUUCGCCAUGAACGCGCACGGGCACGCCGGCGACGGCGCGGCCGCGCGCCGACUGCUCGGGCGCCUGCUCGAGCGUGGGCUGCAGCCCACGGCACACACGUACGCGGCGCUGGCCGUGGCGCCCGAGCGAGCGGGCGGCUGGCAGGAGGUGGAGGGGCUGCUGCGGGAGAUGCGCGCGGCCUCGCUGGGGACGGACGCGCGCAUGGCCUCGAUGCUGCUGUCCGCGCACGCCAACGCGGGCCCCGGCCGCUCCGGGGCCGCCGCCGAGGCCUUCCGCGGCCUCCCAGCGGAGCACCGGCGAGACAGGCGGGUCCACGCCGCCCUCCGCAGGGCGCUGGGGAGGGAGGAGGCCGCUCGCGUCAUCGACGCUGGCCUGCGCCAGGGCGCCUCGUGA